AUGCUUGGCCUACUACUCAACAGAGCAUGCACAGCCCUCAAACUCGGUCCAUCCUACUCCCCCAUCAUUGCUCCUGGAAACGUGACGUUUUUCACUAGACUCGGUUCAAUCGGACGGGGUGAUUUCGGCGAGGUAUGGAAGGGAGAACUUCGCUCGAAUCAAAGUCAAGUAGACGUUGCUAUCAGGCAGAUUCCAGAUCAAGUGACCAAAUCAAGCAACGUUCUUGAAGCUGUCAGUGUACUUUCUGAGCUAGCGGAUCAGCCAAAUGUUGUCACGUGCCUGGGAUAUUGUCAAGAACAAGGUAGCAUUCUGUAUGAGUUCAUCUCUGGGGGUACCCUACUCACCCAUCUACAGACAACGGGGGUGGAGUCCCAACCCACAUACGGCAAUCUCAAACCAAAGGGGGUUCGUCUCGAUGAAGGUAGUCUACUCAACUUGGCUUGGCAAAUUGCAAAAGGGAUGCAAUUUCUUGGAUCUAAGAAGAUCAUCCAUGGAACUCUCUGUGCUCACAAUGUGUUACUAGCUGAUGGAAGGCAAUGCAAGUUAUCAGAUUAUGGACUAUCUUCAUCAUUGUUUAGCGACAAAGAAACCAACAAGAUGGAGUUCGCCUGA
Messenger RNA from Strongylocentrotus purpuratus (purple sea urchin), 612 nucleotides. RefSeq names its product tyrosine kinase receptor Cad96Ca-like. The transcript is spliced from 6 exons. The record is from RefSeq and is a predicted model, not a curated record. Lineage: Eukaryota; Metazoa; Echinodermata; Echinoidea; Camarodonta; Strongylocentrotidae. Bases 1 to 612 code for a protein of 203 amino acids. Gene Ontology annotation, biological process: protein phosphorylation. Gene Ontology annotation, molecular function: ATP binding; protein tyrosine kinase activity.